AUGGUGUGGAUCGGGGUCAUUGACAUAUGUCAAAGGUUCGCACCCUGCCCAAGGGUCUCAACGUGUACCGGGGGUAUCGGAAGCUACUCCUGUGAGUGUAACGCUGGGUACGUUACUGUAACAGAUGAAAUGACCACAUUCACCUGUGUGAACAUCCCCGAAUGUACCGGGUCACCCCCAGUGUGUGACAGUAACGCAUUGUGUAGCGAUCUAAGUGGCAGCUACUUGUGCACCUGUAUGGAGGGAUUUACCGGCAAUGGGACCUAUUGCGAAGCCAUUGAACCUUGUGCCAGGUCACCUUGUCUGAAUGGAGGCACCUGUACGACUAGUGACGAUGGAACAUCGUAUGUUUGCACGUGUGCAGAAUCGUACAUUGAUGUUAAUUGUAACACUCAAGUUAGGGAGCAAGAACCUCUUGCGGUUUUCACCAACCCGAUGUCUCAGAUGGUAGAUGUAGAGCAGCGGGUCACCUUCUCCUGUUCCUUCCAGAAUGCACGAAGUUACAGGUGGUACAAGGACAGCGUCCCCAUCUUGGGCAGUGAGAACAGGUCCCCGUUAGUUAUCAAUCCAGCUCUAGCCGAGGACCAGGGAUACUAUUACUGCACUGCUGUCGGGGAGGACGGCACUAAUGCGUCCACAGAUCGAGCUCUGCUGACAGUCAACGGUGUUGAUAACUAUGUAGUAAGGGCGACCUUUUUGACAAAGACUUUCAACAACAGUCUUUUGGAUAGAACUUCCUCAUACUUUCAGCAGCUUUCAGAAGAAUUAAUCACUUUUAUCCUAACACCUCUUCAGAAUAACUUUGAAGCCACCGUUGCAGUUAGAGUAAACAUCUUCUCACCUGGAAGCGUAAUUGCAGAAUUCGGUAUCUAUGUAUACGAUGGUUCAAUACCCGAUGACGAACAACUGUCCAUCAUCAGUUCUACAAUUACAAGCCUUGCUGAGGGAAACCCUACUUUCCUGGACCCAGCUUUUGUUCAAUCCUUUAGUACAGUGACCUGUCCAUCCGGGACCAUUGUGACAACCUAUGGCUAUGUAGCCAUGUUUGAUAGUGGUGUCAUAAACAGCAGAGCUAACUCAACCGAUAAAAAAUGCCCUGAUUAUACCGUAAAUCGGGACCAUCGUAUAGAAGCCAUUUGUGUUGGUGACACUAUUCGCCCUUGUGUUUGGGUACCCCAGAUGAACUGUGGAAGAAACCUGACUGCUGAUGAACUUCUCAAGAUCAUACAAGAGGUUCGUUACGGUCUAUUCCUGUCAGAAACGCAACGUAGCUAUGAUUCUCUGCCAGAAUAA
Molecule: messenger RNA, 1293 nt
Organism: Strongylocentrotus purpuratus (purple sea urchin)
Lineage: Eukaryota; Metazoa; Echinodermata; Echinoidea; Camarodonta; Strongylocentrotidae
Product: latent-transforming growth factor beta-binding protein 2-like
Exons: 8
Coding region: 1-1293 (430 amino acids)
Molecular function (GO): calcium ion binding
Source: RefSeq, a predicted model, not a curated record